CCGUCGUCGGCUCGGGCCGUGGUCGUUGCCAUUGUUCUCGUCGCCGCUGCCUCACGGUACUUAAACCUCACGAGGCCCUCUGUCCUUGCGCCAACCUUUCUACCUUCUUCACGUUUUCCGGCUGCGUCCCCGUCUCCCCUACACCCUUCGCAACCCAAACUCGUGCAGCCGCAGCCCGCCAGCCAAAGCCCUCUCUCACAUAUCUCGCUUUGCUGACACCUCCGGUUCUCCUCCUCCUGCUAUCUCUGCCAGACACACACACAUCCGUGAUCUAGAAACUCUCAGUGCUGUCUCCCUUGUGCCUCCCAGACAACCAUGAACACAAUCGGCUGGUCCGUCUCCGAUUGGGUCUCCUUCAACAGAGAGACGUCUCCCUUUGAGUCUCUCAACACCCUCAAGGCGCUUCUCGCCCACUUGCAGGCCACCCACAGCAGCGACCCAGCAUGGAUCUCCUUGGCCUCCGAGGAAAAUCUCGUCCACCAGUGGAAAAUCCUGCAAUCGAAAUCGAACAAGUCCGACCUGAAGCUCUACGGUGUGCCUAUUGCCGUCAAGGACAACAUCGACGCUCUUGGCUUCGAAACCACGGCAGCGUGUCCUUCCUUUGCUUACCAGCCAACCAAGGACUCCACCGUCGUCGCCCUGCUCAGAGACCAGGGUGCCAUUGUGAUCGGUAAGACCAACUUGGACCAGUUUGCUACGGGCUUGGUCGGCACCAGAUCUCCCUACGGCAUCACCCCAUGCUCAUUCAGCGACUCGCACGUUUCCGGUGGCUCCUCCGCAGGUUCUGCCUCCGUCGUCGGUAGAGGCUUGGUGCCUUUGGCAUUGGGCACAGACACCGCCGGCUCGGGAAGAGUCCCUGCAGCCUUGAACAACUUGAUCGGCCUCAAGCCAACCGUCGGCGCUUUUUCCACCGCUGGUGUCGUGCCAGCAUGCAAGUCAUUGGACUGUCCUUCCAUCUUUGCCCUGAACCUAGACGACGCCCAACUGGCUUUCAAUGUCUGUGCAAAGGAGGACCUUUCCAACUGCGAAUACUCCAGACUUUUACCAGACAACCCUUUAAAAUCCUAUCCUCCAAACUUGAAGAUUGCAGUUCCAAUCGACUUCAAGGGCUUGUGGUAUGGUGAUGAGGAAAAUCCAAAGAUUUUCCAAGCCGCUAUUGAGAACUUCACCAAGUUAGGUGCAGAAAUUGUCCCAUGUGACUUUUCCCCUCUCCUCGACUUGGCCAAAUGCUUGUACGAAGGCACCUGGGUCGCAGAGAGAUACUCUGCUGUCAAAGACUUUUAUGCAACCAACCCUCCAGAAAAAGAUCUUGACCCAACAGUCACCGCCAUCAUUAAAGGUGGUGCCAAAUACGACGCUGCCACUGCCUACGAGUACGAAUACAAAAGACAGGGUAUUUUGAACCGGGUCCACGAAUCCUUCAAGGGUAUCGACGUGAUGCUCGUCCCGACAUGCCCUCUAAACCCUACCAUCAAGCAGGUUAACGACGAACCAGUUAAGAUCAACUCCAUCCAAGGUACAUGGACAAACUUUUGUAACUUGGCGGAUUUCUCCGCUUUGGCAAUCCCUGCCGGGUUCAGAUCAGACGGCUUACCAAAUGGUGUCACCAUUUUAGGUAAGGCAUUUGAGGAUUACGCAUUGCUUGAUUUAGCUAAGAGAUUCUUGAAAACUUUGUACCCUGCCAACGACAGACGUAUCGGUAACGUCAAGGGUAAAGUUGCAGGUAUCAAGGAUAACCUUAACUCUUCCAUUCCACAACCAAACUUGUCCAAGUGCAUCAAGUUGGCUGUUGUCGGAGCCCAUUUAGAAAACUUACCUUUGCAUUGGCAAUUAGAAAAGGUUCAAGCAACCAAAUUAGAGACAACUAAAACCUCUUCCAAUUACAAGCUUUAUGCAUUGCCAAUCACUGGUCCUGUUCAAAAACCAGGAUUAAGAAGAGUGGAAUCCGAUGGUUCUAAAAUCGAAAUCGAGAUUUAUGCCGUCCCAACCGAAAGAUUCGGUGACUUUAUUGCCAUGGUACCUGAACCUCUAGGUAUUGGCUCUGUUGAAACCGAAGAUGGUCAAUGGGUCAAAUCAUUUAUCUGUGAAGAGUUUGGUUACAAACAGAACGGUACUGUCGACAUCACAAAAUUUGGUGGCUGGAGAUACUAUAUCGCUGCUCAAGAAUCCGAGAAAGCAGAACAGGCUGGCAAGAAACCAUUCAACAAGGUCUUGGUUGCAAAUAGAGGUGAAAUUGCAGUCAGAAUCAUGAAAACUUUAAAGAAAUUGGGUAUCAAAUCCGUUGCAGUUUAUUCAGACCCUGACGAAUAUGCUGAACACGCUCUUAUUGCAGAUGAGAAAAUUCCAUUACAUGGCAUCUCUGCUGCUGAAACUUACAUCAACAUCGAGAAGAUGCUCAAGGCAGUCAAAGAUUCAGGUGCAGAAGCUGUCAUUCCUGGCUAUGGUUUUCUUUCAGAAAACGCAGACUUCGCUGACAGACUUGCUGCAGAAGGAAUCACUUGGGUUGGUCCUUCAGGAGAUGCUAUCAGGAAGUUGGGAUUGAAGCACUCUGCUAGAGAAAUCGCAGAAAAGGCAGGUGUUCCUCUUGUACCUGGUUCUGGUUUGGUUUCAAGUGCAGCCGAAGCUAAGGAGAUUGCCGCUAAGUUGGAAUACCCAAUCAUGGUCAAAUCUACUGCUGGUGGUGGUGGUAUUGGUUUACAAAAGGUGGACUCUGAAGACGAUAUCGAAAGAGUUUUUGAAACUGUUCAACAUCAAGGUAAGUCUUACUUCGGUGAUUCUGGUGUCUUUUUGGAAAGAUUCGUUGAAAACGCUAGACACGUUGAAAUUCAAAUGUUCGGAGAUGGAUUUGGUAAGGCAAUUGCCAUUGGUGAGAGAGACUGCUCUCUUCAAAGAAGAAACCAAAAGAUUAUCGAGGAAACUCCUGCUCCAAAUUUGCCAGAAAUAACUAGAGCCAAAAUGAGAAAAGCUGCCGAGCAAUUGGGUGCCUCAAUGAACUAUAAAUGUGCAGGUACUGUCGAGUUCAUUUACGAUGAAAAGAGAGAUGAAUUUUAUUUCUUGGAAGUUAAUACUAGAUUACAAGUCGAGCAUCCAAUUACCGAAAUGGUCACUGGUUUGGAUCUCGUCGAAUGGAUGCUUUACAUUGCUGCAGACAUGGCACCAAAUUUUGAUCAAGAAAUCAUAGUUCAAGGUGCCUCAAUGGAAGCUAGAUUGUAUGCCGAAAAUCCAGUUAAAGAUUUCAAACCAUCCCCUGGUCAACUGAUUGAAGUGAAAUUCCCAGAGUUUGCCAGAGUUGACACUUGGGUCAAAACAGGCUCCAUUGUUUCAUCAGAAUAUGAUCCUACUUUGGCGAAAAUUAUUGUCCAUGGUAAAGACAGAGCUGAUGCACUUUCCAAGUUGAGAAAGGCAUUGGAUCAGACUGUCGUUUACGGUUGUAUUACCAACGUUGACUAUUUAAGAAGUGUUGCUAAUUCUGCCAUGUUCGAAGAUGCUAAGAUGCAUACUAAAAUUUUGGAUACAUAUGACUAUAAACCAAAUGCAUUUGAAAUCACUGCUCCGGGUGCUUACACCACUGUUCAAGAUUACCCAGGCAGAGUUGGUUAUUGGAGAAUUGGCGUCCCACCCUCUGGCCCUAUGGACGCAUACUCUUUCAGAUUGGCUAAUAGAAUUGUGGGCAAUCACUAUAAAGCUCCUGCUAUUGAAAUUACGUUGAACGGUCCAUCGAUUUUAUUCCAUCACGAAACGGUCAUUUCAGUAACGGGUGGUGAGGUUCCAUUGAAACUCAACAAUGAAGAGAUUAAUAUGUACGAACCUAUUGUUGUUAAACGUGGCGACAAGUUGCAGAUUGGUAAGUUGACUACCGGUUGUAGAUCAUACUUAGCAAUUAGAGGUGGUAUUGAUGUCACCGAGUACUUAGGUUCAAGAUCCACAUUUGCGUUGGGUAACUUAGGCGGAUAUAACGGCAGAGUUUUGAAAAUGGGAGACGUUUUGUUCCUUGGCCAACCAGGAUUGGGUGCCAACAGCUUACCGGCUCCAAUUUGUGAGCCAGCAGCCGCUCCUAGAUCAUUAAUUCCUACCAUCUCGACUAACAAAGAAUGGACAGUCGGUGUUACGUGCGGUCCUCAUGGGUCACCAGAUUUCUUUAAGCCUGAAUCCAUUGAAGACUUUUUCUCUAAUCAAUGGAAGGUUCACUACAACUCGAACAGAUUUGGUGUCAGACUCAUCGGUCCUAAACCUAAAUGGGCUAGAGCUGAUGGUGGUGAAGGUGGCUUGCACCCUUCUAAUGCUCACGAUUAUGUUUACUCUCUAGGUGCAAUCAACUUCACAGGUGACGAACCUGUUAUCUUGACAUGUGAUGGUCCAUCUCUUGGUGGAUUUGUGUGUCAAGCUGUUGUUGCAGAUGCAGAAAUGUGGAAGAUUGGUCAAGUUAAACCCGGUGAUUUAAUUACUUUUGUGCCAAUCUCCUUUGACCAUGCUCUUUCUUUGAAGGAACAGCAGAAUAUGGCAUUGUCGGCACUAGAAGGCGAAUUUUCUUCCAUUACUAAAGCACUUGUCAAGCCAGAAAAUCCAGUCUUGUCUGUUUUCCAAGCUAAUAAACAUUCCCCAAUCGUUACUUACAGACAGGCUGGUGAUAGAUACAUUUUGGUUGAGUACGGUGAGAAUAUCAUGGAUUUAAACUACUCUUACCGUGUUCAUAAAUUGAUCGAGAUGGUUGAUAGACAUCAAACUGUCGGUAUCAUUGAAAUGUCUCAAGGUGUCAGAUCUGUUUUGAUUGAGUAUGAUGGUUUCGCAAUUCACCAGAAAACUUUGGUCGAAACUUUAGUUGCAUAUGAGUCAGAAGUUGCGUUCACUAACAAGUGGACGGUUCCAUCGCGUGUUGUUAGACUACCAAUGGCGUUUGAAGAUAGUAAAACAUUAGAUGCUGUUAAGAGAUACCAAGAAACUAUUAGAUCAGAUGCACCAUGGUUACCAAAUAACGUUGACUUCAUUGCCAAUGUUAAUGGCAUUGAAAGAUCUGAAGUUAAAGAUAUGCUAUAUUCUGCUAGAUUUUUGGUUCUAGGUUUGGGUGAUGUUUUCCUUGGUGCACCAUGCGCAGUUCCUUUAGAUCCUAGGCAUAGAUUCCUUGGCUCCAAAUACAAUCCAUCCAGAACGUUUACUCCAAAUGGUACUGUUGGAAUCGGUGGAAUGUACAUGUGUAUUUACACGAUGGAGUCUCCUGGUGGUUACCAGUUAGUUGGUAGAACAAUCCCAAUUUGGGACAAAUUGUCUCUAGGGGAGUACACCAAAAAAUUCAACAAUGGUAAACCUUGGUUGUUAACACCAUUUGAUCAAGUUUCAUUCUACCCUGUUAGCGAGGAAGAAUUAGAACAAAUGGUUGAAGAUUCAAAACACGGUAAAUUUGAGGUAGACAUCAUAGAAUCCGUGUUUGAUCACACUAAAUACCUAAGUUGGAUCCAAGCCAAUUCCGAAUCCAUUGAAAAGUUCCAAGAAACUCAAGAUGGUGAAAAGUUGCAAGAAUUCAAGCGUUUGAUUCAAGUGGCCAAUGAAGAACUAUCAAAGACUGGCACUAAGGUUGAAGAAAACGUCGAAGAAUAUCCUGAAGAUGCUGAAAUGAUUUACUCUGAAUAUUCCGGCCGUUUCUGGAAAUCACUCGUCAAGGUGGGCGAUGAGGUUAAAGAAGGCCAAAGCUUAGUAGUUAUUGAAGCCAUGAAAACUGAAAUGGUUGUUAGUUCUACGCAGAGCGGGAAAGUGUUGAAAGUUAUACAUACUAAUGGUGAAAUGGUUGAAGCAGGCGAUUUGGUGGUUGUUGUUCAAUAAAUAUGAGUAGAAAUUCAGUCACAGACUCUCAGCAUAUGUUUAGGGGGUGAGAGCUUUAGAUAUUUAGCUGUGGUCUAUAAUCGAAUUUGUAUACAUUUACUUUUAAGCUUUUCAAUAUAUUAUUAACGAUUCUAUUUCAAGGUGAACUUUCAAAGCCUAUCAGGAUGUCCGGAAGAAAGGAGUCAUUUAAAACAGAGGAAAAGAGGAACAGGUCAUUUUAACCGAAGAAGCCAAUCUGAUUUAGAAAAGUAUAGUAUUUCUGAAAAGAGCGACCGAUUUAUAUGUAGCCCAUACAUUUAAACUGAAAAAUAAGAUUCCAUAAUCCAAUAUGAUCUUCCGGAGAAGACUAUUGUAGGUGAG
Molecule: messenger RNA, 6174 nt
Organism: Pichia membranifaciens NRRL Y-2026
Lineage: Eukaryota; Fungi; Ascomycota; Pichiomycetes; Pichiales; Pichiaceae
Exons: 2
Coding region: 316-5814 (1832 amino acids)
Cellular component (GO): mitochondrion
Molecular function (GO): methylcrotonoyl-CoA carboxylase activity; metal ion binding; ATP binding
Source: RefSeq, a predicted model, not a curated record